AUGGGUGCACAGCAAAACCAACACCGCCUACAUUUCGCGACGGAACGAACGACCGGUGAGAGGCGAUCAAAUCUCAGGUUGCUCAGGACGUCAUUGAUUCUGGACCAAGGCGACACACGCAUGGCUCGCCAUGGAGGCUGUCUCAGACUGUGUACUUACAACGCGAGAACAGUGUCUACAGACGCUGACCUGCAUGCCCUUCUCGGAGCUGCAGAGCGUAUCAAAUUUCACGUGAUUGCUCUGCAGGAGACUAAGUGCAGAAGGAGCGACGAGCGACAGAUGAAUGACGGUACACUCGUCAUUCGUGGAGAGAAAGUUGUAGGAGCUGGAGGAAGUAAUCCGCAACGAGAAGUCCUUCUACAAAUUCGUUGUCGGAGACUUCAACGCAAAACUAGGAAAGGCUACAGAAGAGGAAUACAGGAUUGGAAGAUUUGGACUAGGGGACCGGAAUGA
This is a messenger RNA of Necator americanus (New World hookworm), 453 nucleotides long. RefSeq lists its product as uncharacterized. The transcript has a single exon. The record is from RefSeq and is a predicted model, not a curated record. Lineage: Eukaryota; Metazoa; Nematoda; Chromadorea; Rhabditida; Ancylostomatidae. The coding region runs from base 1 to 453 and encodes 150 amino acids.